UGUCGUGUGUCGCUUUUAAAUAUCGCCUUCCAUAAUCGCAUAUCAAAAAUAAAAGUUGCAACGCCAAAUAGUAAGCAGAAAAUAUGAAGGUAGCCUUAUGUGUCAUCGCAUCCUUCGUUUGUUUAUUCGGUGCAUCGAAGUCGCUCGAAGUUGAUGGCGUAUUGGAUGCUGAAGGUUUUCCAUUAUGCGUUUGUCCGAGACACUACGCUCCGGUAUGUGCAUCUAAUGGCCAAACAUACUCAAACUAUUGUUCAUUCGAAUGCGACGCCAAAAAAAUAACUUCAAGAGGACAGGUUGGAAUCAGAGUUCUCAGCAAUGGAAGGUGCGACGAUCAGAACGAAAUAUCCAAGCUCUCCGAAAGCGUGAGGCAGCGCGGACUAAACGACAAUCCUCCGAUUUUGGAAGUUCCGAUCGAACCUGUUUUCUACUGAGAAUUAACCCUUCAAAAAAACCGAAUCGACUCAUGGAAAAAUGAUCGACUUUAGGAAACAUUCGAGAGAUAUUGACUAAUUAAUUACUUGUAAAUAUACAAGACAUCAUCAAA
Messenger RNA from Cylas formicarius (sweet potato weevil), 544 nucleotides. RefSeq names its product follistatin-related protein 1-like. The record is from RefSeq and is a predicted model, not a curated record. NCBI's taxonomy places the organism in Eukaryota, Metazoa, Arthropoda, Insecta, Coleoptera, Brentidae. Gene Ontology annotation, molecular function: protein binding. The transcript is spliced from 2 exons. The coding region runs from base 84 to 431 and encodes 115 amino acids.